UACUUGUUCCGCUUCCGAUGACGCAGGGAAGUCGCAGAGAAGAAGUGUUAAAAAACAACAACAAAGUGCAGCCUGUGGCUCCUAGCCAGUGAAAAAGUUUAAGUUAAACAACAAGAAUAAGAAUAUUACAAAGAAUUGUUGUAAUGGAGUCGUCAGUAGUCGAGCUGGACGGCAGCGUGAUGGAGGGAGGCGGACAGAUCCUGAGAGUGUCGGCGGCCCUCAGCUGCAUCACCGGUUCUGCCAUUAAAGUCUCUAAAAUCCGAGCAGGCAGAAGUACACCGGGACUCAGGCCUCAGCACCUGAGUGGACUGCAGCUUACUUCAGACUUGUGUUCUGGCGUCCUGCAGGGUGGCGCUAUCGGCUCCACCGACAUCAGUCUGACUCCAGGAAAGAUUCUUUCUGGAAGCUAUACGGCGGACACACACACAGCAGGGAGUGUGUGUCUGCUGUUGCAGGUUGUCUUGCCGUGCGCUCUCUACACUGACGCUGUAUCACACUUCUGCCUCAGAGGAGGGACCAACGCAGAGAUGGCCCCACAAAUCGACUACACUGUGAAGGUCUUCAAACCCAUUGUGGAAAAGUUUGGUGUCCAUUUCGACUGUGACAUCAGAAUGAGAGGCUUCUACCCAAAAGGAGGGGGUGAGGUGGCAGUGUCUGUGAGUCCAGUCAAAGAGUUGCAGGCCAUCACCAUGUUGGACAGAGGAAAUAUCACCAAGAUUCACGGCAGAGCGUACGUCGCUGGCGUGCUGCCUUUCAAGCUGGCCAAAGACAUGUCCACCGCUGCAGUCCGUACAAUUAGGAAAGAAAUCAAAGAGCUCUACAUCAACAUUCAAGCACUGCAGGAGAAAGAAAAGGCUUUUGGCAACGGCAACGGCAUCAUAAUCAUAGCAGAGUCAUCCACAGGAUGUUUGUUUGCGGGUUCAGCUCUGGGCAAGAAAGGUGUAUAUGCAGACAAAGUUGGCAUUGAGGCUGCAGAGAUGUUGCUUAGAAACAUCCGGCACAACGGCUGCGUGGAUGAGUUCCUUCAGGACCAGCUCAUCAUCUUCAUGGCGCUGGCAAAGGGAACGUCUCGGAUUCGAACGGGCGCCGUGACGCUCCACACGCAAACGGCCAUCCAUGUAGCGGAGCAGCUGACACAGGCCAAGUUCAAAAUCACAAAAUGUGAGGAUGAAAUGAGCAACAGCGCCACCUACAUCAUUGAAUGUCAGGGGUCAGGGAUCACCAACCCCAAUCUGUAAGCACGUACUCAGAACAGUAUGUGUGUUUGGCUGAACUUCUCAGGUUUUUUUUGUUUGUUUGUCAGCUGCAAUGAUCAAAAAAUAAAUGUGAAUAAACAUUG
Messenger RNA from Dunckerocampus dactyliophorus (ringed pipefish), 1339 nucleotides. It is a transcript of the gene rtca, whose product is annotated as RNA 3'-terminal phosphate cyclase. Bases 144 to 1238 code for a protein of 364 amino acids. The record is from RefSeq and is a predicted model, not a curated record. Gene Ontology annotation, biological process: RNA processing. Gene Ontology annotation, cellular component: nucleus. The transcript has 11 exons. NCBI's taxonomy places the organism in Eukaryota, Metazoa, Chordata, Actinopteri, Syngnathiformes, Syngnathidae. Gene Ontology annotation, molecular function: RNA-3'-phosphate cyclase activity.